Cololabis saira (Pacific saury) is the source of this 11654-nucleotide messenger RNA. It is a transcript of the gene fgf11a, whose product is annotated as fibroblast growth factor 11a. NCBI's taxonomy places the organism in Eukaryota, Metazoa, Chordata, Actinopteri, Beloniformes, Belonidae. Gene Ontology annotation, molecular function: fibroblast growth factor receptor binding; growth factor activity. The transcript is spliced from 5 exons. Bases 962 to 1711 code for a protein of 249 amino acids. Gene Ontology annotation, biological process: fibroblast growth factor receptor signaling pathway; positive regulation of gene expression; cell differentiation. The record is from RefSeq and is a predicted model, not a curated record. Gene Ontology annotation, cellular component: cytoplasm.
CCUUCGGAUGGGGUGAUAGGGGGGAUAGAAUAGACUCACUGGCUUUCCUUCCCUCCCUCUAUCCACUUUUUGUCUGUGCUGCCGUCUAUCUCGCGAUCCCCCGUGCUCCCUCGUUCAUGAAUGUCACCUCUAUCUCCAGGAAUUGCUGGAUUUAUCACAAGCCUCUGUCUUUUUCUCCUUCUUCUCUCAGGGUACGAGUGGACACGAGGGUAAUGCCCGGAGAGCCUGAGAGACAACCGCACUCUGUCCAGCAGCCUUCCUCCAUCAGCUCGCCCGUCUGAUACCUCAACUCGGACAGUCCCUACUUCUUUUUCUACUUGUCUCUCCUGACAUAGUUGCGGACGGGGAGAUUUUAUUGGGAAGGACAAGGAAAGGAGCUGCAGUGUGUCCCGACGGCGUCACGACUCGUGUAUUGGAGACUUUUUAUCUGGACAGUUUUUUGGACCGCGUUCCUGAUCUGGUGGGCUGGGAGGGAUAAAUGUGAAUUUUGUGCAGGCUUGUUUUUGUGAUGUUGCUUACGGGGUUGAGCUGAACUCAGUUGGAGCUAAGAGCACUCCCAGACUGGAACAGAAUCAUCGGGGCAUUUUGGCAGGAUAACAAUAUGACUUGUCCCACCAGAAGGAUGGUGAUAUAACCAAGCUUUUCCUGAAAGAACAACCAAAAAGCAGAAGGAAAUUUAAAGGCAAUAGAUUACCAAUCAAAGUAUCUGUGGUGGUCAAGUUUGGGUGAGUUUUUAAAGGAUCAAUCCCUCUUCACCCCUCUCCCUCCUUUCUGCCUUUCUCCUCACUGCUUCGGACCGUCUUAAGGAGCUCGUCUCUCCUCCAGUCUGAACCCAUCACUUAGUGGUGCUCCGUCGCCCUGGGUGAGCAGGCAGGGGGGUGGCCCACGGUACCCCCCGACACCUGGACGCCACCAAGCCGCCAAGGGCCGGUGAGGCGGCGGCAGGGUCAGUGCUGGGAAGAUGGCCGCUCUUGCCAGCUCCCUCAUUCGCCAGCGCAGGGAGGUCAAGGACCCCCAAGCAAACCGGCAGAUUGCCAGCAAGCGCAAGCCCUGCCCAAAGAGCAACAAGUCGCUCUGCCAGAAGCAAAUCCUAAUAUUAAUAUCAAAGGUUCGACUAUGUGGCAGUCGAGGGAGAAAGAUGGAAAAAAGACCAGAGCCCCAGCUGAAGGGCAUCGUCACGCGGCUCUACUGCAGGCACGGCUUCUACCUCCAGAUGCUGCCGGAUGGCACCAUGGAAGGCACAAAGGACGAAAGCAGCUCCUUCUUGCAGUUCAACUUGAUUCCUGUGGGGCUCAGGAUAGUGGCCAUCCAGAGCACCAAGACGGGGCUCUACAUUGCCAUGAACAGCGAGGGCUACCUCUACACUUCGGAACACUUCACACCGGAGUGCAAGUUCAAGGAGUGUGUGUUUGAGAACUACUAUGUCACCUACUCGUCCAUCCUGUACAGACAGACCCAGUCGGGGCGAGCCUGGUACAUCGGCAUCAACCGGGACGGCCAAGUCAUGAAGGGAAACCGCGUGAAGAAGACCAAGGGUGCUGCUCACUUCCUGCCCAAGCUCAUUGAAGUGGCCAUGUACAGGGAGCCCUCGCUACAUGAUGUAGCCGAACAGAGUCCGCCCAGAAAAACGCCUAAGACCUCCAGUGACUCACCAGUGCUCCCGAACGCCAAGAAAGAUGCUCAAUCCAAAACCAAAACCCCCUCCUCCUAGCACUGACAGACAAUGGAGGAGAAGAGGGGUGGAGGAAAUGGGGCGAUGGCCACCAGAGGACACCUGAACAAGGUUGUUGGGGCUCGUCCUCCCUCUCCCACCUGCUGCCUGUGAUAUGAACCCCAACGACACAUUGGUGUAAAAACAUUUGGAGAAAAAGAGCAGGUUCAAGCGGAGUGGAGCUGGCGAAGGGGGAAGCCCCGUUUUAUCUCCUCAGACCACAGCCCUCCACCUUCUCACUCAAUUGUCUCUGUGGUUGGCAGAACCUGGGGUAUAACAGCAAUAACUCCUCAACAGUUGUAAGGCAUGUCAGGACAUGAGUGUUUCACCAGCUGGAAGGACGUCUCCUAGCCAUCAUCACCCAACAUAUUUCCACUCAAAACCAAAUAUCCCAGCGAGGUCUUCCUGGUUUUAUCACAACGGGUGCAACUAGCAAAGCUGUCCCUCUGCAGCACACAUUCUUCACGAUGUGUUGGUGUGUUUUUAUUUCCCCGCAGGGUUCUGCGCUAAUGUUAUCUCGACACAGAGCCGUGCCAAUGUGCGGCCGUCGCGCAGACCUUUGCAGACUUCACUUCUGCAGCCAUCUGCUCGGUCCACAUCUUCUACGUGUGUCAGCAACUUUCUGAGAUGGCCUGAAUACUUCUCAGCCAUAUUUGUAUGCGUUUGUGUGUAUGUGUGUGUGUGUGUGUGUGUGUGGCUCCCUCUUCUUCCAUUCACCUUUGGCACGAUUUGAUUAGUUUGUGACAUGGACUCAAUUUUCCACUCUGUGGCACAAGAAAACCCCCCUCCCGUCCCCUCGGCUCUGCUAAUGGAGUCUGGGGCUGAUCAGAAUCUUUCGACCCUUAAACAAGGGGCCACAAGCUCCCUCGGCACACCGCAUAACCACACACACACACACACACUAUACACUGACAUUUAAACAAACAUAUGCGGUACACACAAGGGGUGUGGUCUGUGUGCAAACACACUGCAUCUCCUUGAUAUCCAUAGGUCAUGAAUGCAUAAAAGACCUCACGAGUCAACACUUUUAACACUUCUGAAUGCACUACCAUGUGCCAAUAGAGCAGCAUGUGUGUGUGUGUGUGUGUGUGUUUAUGUGUGUGUGUUCAGGCUCUGCGUGAUGAUGAGGAUGUGAUCAGUGAGAUGAGGUAGUGAUGGAGCUGCGACUGAGCUGGAAUAGCUUUCUUUACUGUGGUUGGCCAUGCAUUGCACAAACCCUCAAGGCUCUUGCGGCAUCUGCAGUAUCUCAUUCGCUCAGUGUGGAAGAAAAAGAAAAAGAAAUGAGUUUAUUUCAUUAUCGCAUACAAAUAGUACUUCUAUUUUAAAGUGGAAAAAUUCUGCAGAAAACACGCCACUCUAUCCUGAACCCAGGCCAGAAGUAUGUCUUUGAAGUGCAGUUUUUUCCUCACCCUUAAAAUCAGUCCGAACCUGACUGCUAAAUCUGUCAGUCUGACUUGAUUUAAUUUACUGCAAACGUAUUUUGAAAAUCAAUCCAGAGAGAGAUUUGAUUAUGUUGAUUGCUGGCGUUGAUGCACUUAAGCUGUAGAGUGUUAAAAAGCAAAUGUCAAUAUCUGGGGGGGUGCCCUGUGAGUUUCUUUUUUGUUGCGUUCAGAGACUGAUUUGCCAUGCCCCUAUGCUCAUGCAGAUCAUUUUCCCAACAGGAGUACGCAAGCAGGCCAGUGCAAAUGAUUAUACAACAGUAAUUUAUCAGUAGCUGUACUGCACCUUUGCGACAUGGUCACAAUGGUUGUCAGCUAUGAAGCAGAAGCAGAGAUUGUACCUUUUGUUUUCCACACAUUUCUCCACCUCCUCUUUUGCCUACAUUUCCCAUAAUGCAGUUCCAUAAAGUGACUCGAGAUUCAGGAUCCAGGUUAACUGUAAUUUUUGCUUAAUUUUCCUAAAUAAUCCUUAAAGUGUGCCCCUGUACUGGGUGAGUUUCUUUAGGAUGGAAAUGAAUUGACCAGACAGAUGCUCCAGGUGGCAACAAUGCACUUCUUUAUUUCUUUACUGCAAUAAACUUAACUUUGAUAGUGAUCUACUUUUAUCUAACCACUGCAUUAUGAGCCAAUAUUUACAUGUGUGGCCCCUCAGAUAUAAAUGGGCUGAUAGUGGGGACCUCUAGCGGAUCAUGUCCUGUUUCCUUGUGAGGAUCCUUGUGAAUUGGUGAACUAGUUCAUUGCGGUUCGCCCGAGCGUGAUGGAUAAAACACUCACUUUCAGCUCAUGUUCAUGCUUCCCCCAUGUAUUUGAGGGAAACCACUGCAAAAACCAAACUGAAAGUUUUAUGUCACAAAAUCCCCCCAUGGUUGCGUUGAUGGUAGUUUUGCAAUCAAAUUGGACUGGAAGAAGCUUUUUGUUGGGUUUUGACUUAUUUUAAGGGAAAUCUCUGCUCCUGCUAUGUUUCAUAUUCAUCUCUGUUUGUGAUUAUUCUAUAAUUGAGCCAAAAAACGUUUUGAGAAUGCAAAUUUAAGUAUUCUCUGUAGUUUUGUAAUAAAAAAAAGAAAUACUUUUUUUAAAUUCAUUUCUGAAUGCUUUUCUCGUGUUAUCAUAAAUCUUAGAUAUUUAAGCAUACAAGCAGAGGAAUUCCAGCCUUCUUUAUUUUUGAUUCAAAAUUCACUAUAAUGAUGCCAUGGCAUUGCUUUUUUUCUUUUUCUACGAAGGAAAAUUAGUAAACCACAGUCAUAUACAGUAUUACUGAUGAAAGCAAUCGCUGCAGGUACAGGAAACAUGCAUCAGUAUUAACUUUUAUCACAUUUUUUCUGUUGGUUAAUUGGUCUCCUCCACCAGUCAGGAAGUCGCCACCAAUUUACAUUAUUCUUCUCUACUCGUUCUCCCACGAGACCUUUUUGUGCAUUUUCAUUUGUUCUCUCUAUUCAACACAGAAAGCAAUCACUUUUUCACACCAAACUUUCCCCGGUGCAAUAUGCCAGGCAGGGUAAUUGUUUCUGCCUAAUGUUUAUGUAUUGUGGGCGUCCCGAGCGUUGAGGAAAUGGAGAGGAGAUGGUGCUGAAGAUGAGGGUGCCGAUAGAGAGACCAAACAAAGGAGGGAAAGAGGGAAUUUUCAGGGAAGAUAAUUGGCGAUGACGAGUGGAACAAAAUGAGAUUGGACAGUGAAUUGUGGCAACAUUGACAGCGUUCCCCGAACACAUGCACACAUUCGCACUCUUCUCCUUCCAACCUUAAUCCUCUGCACCCCUGAACCUGUGCUUGUAAAUAAUAAUAGCUGAUAAACCGAUCAGAAGCACGGCCUUUGCUGAGCAAAGUAACCCUGAAAGAUGAAGCAAACUGCAAAGAAAAAGAGGAUUUAUUCCACACAAUCCACUAUUUAAACCUCACUUUCACACUAAAGACCUUAAUUAAACUGUGUGUUUGACCAGCCAACCCCUCGUGGAUCGCCAGAUCCAGCACACAUUAUUUGACUAUUAUUUGCCACGUAAUUAGUCAAAUGUUUAAUUAAAUGAGGCUCCUGCCUGCAGCGUGGUAUUAAGACUGUCUGGGACUUGGUACUGUUCGGUGGGAGGACACCUGCUUCUGUGCAUUUUAAGGGCUGGGAAUUCAAUGUUGCAAUAAUUUCUUCAUGUAUGUGUCAUGACUGUUGUUUCCAGAGUAUUAUUAGACUGUUUUUUAAAACAGAACAGUUAAAGGUUAAAGCUUUAGUUUGUUGAUUAGUGCAGAACAUAGCCCAGAUAGCAAAAUAUGUUAAAAUCAAUGUUGAAUUAUGGACAAAAAGGUAGAUUUUUGGUCAAGGUCAACGAUUGAUGGUGGAUCAACCAUCAAUCAAUCAUCCAAUUCUAAUGCCAAAGUGUAAUCAAUGUUGAAUCAACAUAUUCUGUUUGUCUGUUUGGCUUCAACAUGGAUUCAAUGUUGGUUCACUCAUAUUUUGCUGUUAGGGUGAUGUGUGAGAAUGUUGAGGUUUGAAGAUCAUAUUAGUGAGUGGUUGUGAGCAUUCUUUUAAAUAUAAUUUACUUAAAUUGGUGUCUUUUCCCAUCUUGAGUACCAGACGGACGUUGCAAAAUAUAUUUUUCUGACUCCAAACAAACUUCUCUCCUGGUUUUCAGAGAUCAGAGCAAAGGAAUCCAUCAUGUCACAUUUAGACACAUUUUCAUUGACUAAAUUGUUGUUGGACUGAUUUAAAACUGGUCCCAGGUUCUAUUUAAAAUAAACAAAGUCCUGCAGAUCAGGAUAAGUUAUUUGAUCUUCAGUUUUUUUGACAAAAAACGUUGGGCUUGGACUAAAGUUGAUGUCAACCUGUCAACAAAAAAUCUGCCAGAGAAACUCAAGUUUGUUUAUUGAAAGAAAAGAACUAGUGUUUCCAGAAACGAAAUAUAUUUAAAGAUAAACACAGAAGGAAAACAUAAAGCAUUUGUGAGUUUUUUCUCCCAGAUUCAAAGCAGAAACACUACUAAAGAAGUCAACAUUCAAGUUCAACUCUAUUUACACCUCAAGCUGAUUGGAUGGUAGCAAAUCAGUUACAAAUCAAACUGACCAAUCAGGUAGCAGAUGGAUUUAAUUGCCCUCAACUAUACCACAGGUGCUGAAAGUUGAAUUUCAAAACAUAAACGCGAAUCUUUGUCAAAGUGCGAUUAAAGCAAAUAACUGUUUCCUGUGUAUUCAGGAUAUUUAAACUAUUAACUGUUUUAUCCAGUUAACAGAAUUAUCUAGAGUUGCAAAAAGUAGUGAUACUUUCAUCCGUCAUCAAUAUUGACUUCACUUUGAGGAUUAACGGCUCAGCUGGAGGUGUUUAAGCCUUAAGAUCUCUGAUAUGAUGAGCAAUGCAUCUAAGAGGACUCGAACAGAACACUUGAUUAGUUGUGAGCAUUAAUUCACAAUCUCAAAAUCUUUUGUAAAGCCCUUUUCAUCUAAUUUGGUUUUAAAGAUUGACACAUUUAAGCUGUACAGAGUGUCAACUCCAGGUGGCACAAAGAACGCAUAAAGACCAAAAAGCUAUUUCACGUUGUUUGGUUUGAACCCUGGAUACCACCAGUGGACCAAUCCCUGUAGAUCUAAGACACUUUCCAGGUUUUUAUGCAGAAAACAUGUCUUCUAACUGAAAUUGUCUUUUGACAUAAAGCCAAAGUGAGGAUCUAAGCAUUGGAAUGAUGCAUUUUCUUUUUCUUGGUGUUUGUCAGUAUUCUCGCUGCAGCAUUUUGAAUGAACAGCAGGAGUCUGAUGCUCCUACUGUGGAGGCCAGUAAGGAGUGAAUUACAGUAAUUUACUCGACAUGGAAUGAAAGCAUAGAUUCACUUUUCCAAAUCAUUCAUUCUGGCAUUGUUUUAAGAGUUAAAAGUGAGAUCUUCAUCUAGAAUCAUGACAAGAUUCUUCACAUUAUUGUGAGUUUCUUCAUGACUAAAAGUCAUUAUUUCUGUUUUCUAUUUAGUUAAAAGAAAUUUUGUUUCAUCUUGUGUCAGUGACACAAGACGACCCUCUCACCCUGGUUAUUUGGUGAGAGUUCUACAUACAGUAGAUCAUCUGCAUAGCUAUGACAACAAAGUCAAUAGUGUUGGACAACAUGAAAAAGAGGAACUAUGUAGAGAAGAAUUACAAUUCCUGAAGCCCAGUCGCCUUUUUCAUUCAGUCUAGAAAUCUACUGCGUCAAAUGCUCUACGGAGAUCCCAUGACACCAACACUGUUAGAUUCCCUGAAUUACCUGUCAGAUAAAUGCCAUUCAAAUUCAGAGAGCAGUGCCGGUGCUUUGAUAGGAUCAGAAGCACAAAGCAUCAUUAAGGCUCUUCCAAUGUUCUUUAAACCUCCCUUUGGUUUUCUCGAAGACCAUGGUUCACACUAGUCAGUGUUUCUCCUCAAAAGCAAUAGCUUAAUAUUGAAGUAGUGUCUGUAGGUUGAAAUAAAAUGAACACCCCUACAAACAAGCCGACUGUUUGAGCAGGAUCCACAAAUGGCCAUUGGUUACUUAAACACUCAAUAUAACAGUGUUCAGUAAAGAAGACAUAAAUACUGUUUUUAAAUGCAGUUUAAAAACAGCCACUGUGACUGCUGCUCUAUGCAGUUGUAUUGUUCUUCUACUGCUGCUUCCACUUCACAUCCAUGAUUCAGCACCACCACCACCCCCCCUUUUGACUCAAGCAGACCAAAGGCUACAGUGGUUCUGAUUCAUAUAUUAAGUGUUAUUGUUAAAUGCAGCAUUUGACACUGUUUCGUCAGACCGGUUGAUACCUCACUGUGCCUUCAGAUGUGCUUUGCCCUUCAGUCAACUACCAAAGUGCAAGGAGGCUGUCAAACCUCCUCAACAGGCUAUGGCUGCUUGACUUUAGUUUCCAUCCUGCGUUAGCCCCUUUUCAAUUCGCUUCUUUCCCACUCGCUCACCUAAGAUGUGGCUCCACAUUGUUUUGAUUGGCCCCUGGUAAAACUGCAUCUUGCCUCUAGCAAAAUGGAGUUUUGGGUCCAGAGUUGCACCCGCAUUUCUGGGUUUGAACCAGUUGGCUGUCAAAGAGAAAAGAAAGAAAGAAAAAAGGACUGGUUUUAAGUUAAGAUUCAGCCCUGAACCAGCACUAGAACCAAUUUGGUUUAAAAAAAGACCAUACUGACUCAUUUAAGCCCAUACACAAACAAAACAAGAGUUUUAGGUUAUAAGUCAGAGAUCAGAGCUUAUAAGAAGAACUUAUAAGAAGAACUACAUGAUUGUGUAGAACUCUUUCACUUCAUUUUGUACUAUUCUUCUCUUUGUCUCAUUUUCAAAGAGAAAUGCCCUUCAGAUGCAGAAAGUGUUAGCUCAUGGGUCAACAUCUCCAUAAAUGUGCUGUUUCCUAGUUUUCAUAUCUUUUCCUGCCCCUAAUUCUGCUUUAAAGUAUCUUCAAAGCAGCAGGAUCUCAUUAAAAACAAGCCAUCAGGAGUUAUUUAAACUCCUGCGUCAGUCACCGCUGACAUUCAGUGAAUGACAGUCAUUUCUCACGAUCUCGGCUACAGAGAUCUUCACACUGCAGCCGUGCGUGUGUGUGCAGAUUCAGCAGUUAAGUGCGAUCCAUUAGGUAUAUCUGCCACUUUAACUUACACCUUUUUCUCCACGUUUCUGCUUCAGGAUAUAUGCAGAUAUUUGAGCUCCUCGCUCCGGUUUGCAGACUGUUAUCUGAAUGGCAGGGCUCAUGCAAGUAUAAGCCAAGAUUUAUUUGUGACAUGAUUUGUCAGUCUUUCUAGAUAAUUGCAUCCCUUUUACAGAAACUGAGAUUAUUUUGGAGCUUUUUAAAGCAAGGGGCAUAGAUCUAAAAAACAAAAUAAACUGUGCAUCAUACCCUGCUUGCAGUGGAACUCACUUCAGUUUUCGGGUCACACCGAGGUAGAAUUACUGAAUCAUUUAUAGCGAGUGGAAAGUUUGCAUGAUUAUGUGUGAGUGUGUGUCUUUUGCGGUGUUUGCCUGCCCUCUUUCCUUUCUCUCCCUCCGCUGGAAGUCUUUUGGGAGGCCUGAAAUCAGCUCUUCUGUUCCAGCCUGUCUGCUCUCCAGCCUUCGGGCUUCACUUCAAACGAUUCUGCUUGAAUUACAGGAUGUAAAGUUUCCCAUUUAUCUCAGCGACCGUCCGUGCGAGCACAUGUUUGAUUAGCGAGCCCCGCCUCCUGAUGGCUGAAUUUACUGCUUUUAACUCGCUGAUGAAUGUCCCCAGGAUUCGGCUCUAAAUGUUAAAUAUUGGCCCUUCGGAGAGUUCGGCGCCGCUGUUUCUUCAUAUGAAGAGAGAUGGGGGGGCGGUGCGAGUGGAUAUCGAAGGGAGUUAAAUGAUGUAUAUCUGAUUCAGCUCCGUACACCUCUCUCCCCGGGGACUCCCUUCCCUCCCAUUUCUCUCGAGUCAGGGCCCUCCCUGCUUACCGAGCGAAUUACAGCUGCAGAGAGAGAGAGAGGGUCAAACAGGGUUGUGAAGGACUCGGGGUAGAGGAAGGGAGUCAUGUGUCACACAUUUCAGUGGAGCUAACUCGUGCCUUCACAGCCUCCCUUUGAAGUUUCACUUCCUCUCUGUGAUCCUCUCUUUCUUUUUGCAAACAGCAAACUUCCCUUCAACCUGGAGGCAGCAUGUUUGUGAGCGUGUGCAGAUAUUCUCCAUCUCUGUAAUCUUCCUGUACCUGUGACUGAAUAUCUGUGCGUGUCCACUGAAGGGAGUCGGGGGGGGGGGGGAUAUAGUGAAUAAAUCAGAGUCUAAAUCAAUGAGCAUGAGUCCUUGAGCAGAAAGCAAUAAACUUCAUUAACGAGGUGCAGCCAACAUUAUUUGGGAGGGUACGAGGAGAAAAGCAUUAAUAUUGAUAUAGAAACCAACUGCGUGUUUUAUUAGAGCCUUUAUUUUUCUAACACUUUGCCCUUUUUCGUGAGCUGGCUUGUGAGCUGUUAAAGUGUGCGUGCGUGCAUUACUUCGAGGUGGAGUCCCUCCACCACAUCUGCAAUGCAGCAGAAAACACAAAAAAGAGAGGGAGGAAGCGAGAGGGCUCACGUGCCCAGACAAAAAAUGGAGGACUUCCUCAGACUGAUUUAUUUCUCCCUUAACUGCCCCCUAAAAAUCCACUUGGAUAUUGGAGUCGCGGGCGGUGGAUGUUGCACCGUACGUGGCGACAUGAAUCUGAUUGUGCUUGUUUUUAGGGCGCUACCCGCUGUCCCAGGACACAUCUGCAUUGCACACACCCACGCCACCCUGCGACGCGCCAGCACAGAUGUGGCUGCAUGUGGUGACCUUUGCAGGACGAGCGCUGAGGGACUUCACCUCCUGCCAGCUAAUGCGCCACACAAGUUUUAGUGGUGACUUUACUGUCUGGCGUGUCUCUUGACCUUUUUUUGUUUCGAGUGUAUUUCGGAUCGUGUGUGUGUGUGUGAGUGUGUUUUUUAUUUUAGCAUUUCUCAGUGGAAUUACUGUGAAAAGAUAUGAGGUACUCUGUGGCGAUGGUCGCCGUUGUAAUUCCCUGUUUUGUGGUUACAUGUGUGUUGGUUUGAUGUGCGUCAUUUACUGUUCAAAUGCAUAUCUGUGUGUCUCUUCAAUAUGAAAAAGCUCAGUUGACGAGGAGAGGUCAUGUGUAGGUUUUUCCAACCUCUUCCCACUGAUCCCCCCUGGAAUCCACCUGUCAAAGACCCACUAAGUGACCACCGACCUUUGAUCUCGUAGGGGUUUUAAUUGGCUCACCAGCAGCAUGCGGACUGCUCACUCACCGUAUGUCUCUUCCUCGUACACAAACCCACGCCAACACACAUCUUUUACAUGUGUGUGUGUUCAUCUGUGAUCAGUCUUUGACAGUUAUUUUUUUCUUUUCUUUGUACUGCAUGGACGAUCCAACUUAUUGUGAGUCUUCCAGAAAGAUUUCAAAGAAAUCGCUCUGCUCUAACUUGGAUUCUUGUCUUCCAAAUGCAAAAAGAGUGCUUCAGUCUUCCAGUUAUCAAAGCCACAAUGACACUAUUUUUGUAUUCUAAAUGGGGCAAAAAAAAAUAUCCGUAUAUACCCUCUAUAUAAAUAUAUCCAUGCAAACGUGGCUGGGGUUCAGUAAGUCCCCCUGCUGACAGGAGGGUGGAACAACUACUGUUCAACAUUCAAACCAGUGGAUCACUUGGAAGAAGCAGCUAACCAAGAGUCCAAAAACUUGCAGACUGGAACUCCUGCGUUGACGUGGAGGAUCACAGAUGGGAGGAACUGCAAGCAUGCAUGCACCAAUCAUUUACUGGACACCUUCAAAGAAACAGUCGUUACCCAGUAUUUACUCUUUGACUCCCUAAAUCCCUUAAUCCCCCCCUCUUUCCUAACGUCUCUUACUAUCCCAAUCUCUUGUCUCUGCAUUUGCAAUAUGAUCAGUAUUUAUUUCUAUAAUAACUUACACAAAGUCAAGGGAGACAUAUUAUUGGAUAUAAUUGAAUAAAACAAACUAAUAUAUUUGUAUGAUUGUACCGUUGGUCUCCAGAGAGUUUUCUUGGGGGGGGUCUUUGGGAUUUGACGUCACUCCUUUGGUACACAAGUGACAAUAUUACAUUCAGA